This is a messenger RNA of Argiope bruennichi, 1740 nucleotides long. RefSeq names its product thioredoxin-related transmembrane protein 4-like. The transcript is spliced from 8 exons. The record is from RefSeq and is a predicted model, not a curated record. The coding region runs from base 78 to 920 and encodes 280 amino acids. Lineage: Eukaryota; Metazoa; Arthropoda; Arachnida; Araneae; Araneidae.
CAAUACUUAAUUUUUAAUUUUUUUUAUUAUUAAUAAGUUAUUCUUAAAAAAGGUUUCUUAAUUUUUUUUUUAGUACAAUGUGUAAUUUUUUUGUAGUUCGUGCCUCUCUGAAUUUUAUUUGCAUAUCCAUAGUGACAAGUUCUCUAUUUUUAUUAAUUCAUGCUGAAACCACUCAAAAGAUUCGUUAUUCUGUGGAUAUAACAGAUGAAAAUUAUGAACAGAUACGAAAUGGAAUGUGGGUUAUUGGAUUCUUUGACAAAGACACUCAGGAGAGUUUAGAUUUGGAACGCGAGUGGGAGUUCUUUUCUCUUUUAUCUCAAGAACAAGGUGUUAAAUUUGGAAAAAUUUUUGGACCUCAAAAUCCUGCCUUGUGUGUGCGCUUCCUAGUUACUUCGUACCCGAGAUUUUUUUACAUUAAGAAUGGAAUAGCACAUUCAGUGAAGAAAUCAAACAAAGAAGUUUUACUCAAGAUUAUUGAGGGCAAAAGAUGGCAUUAUCCUAAGAAAAUCAACUUUUUGUAUAAUCCAUUUUCUUACCAGAUGUCUUUGUUGUCCAACCUGUUUGUGCAUGCAGCCAAUCUUUAUAACUAUGAGGAUUCUAUAGUUAAGAAAUUUGUGCCUUUUUCAAGUGCAACAGACGUGUUUUUUGGAUUGACUUUCAUAGUUGUGGGAACAUUUCUUGGUUUGUUGAUAACCAUACUGUUUGGAGCUUUCCAAGUUUUCUUUAUGAGCUCCUCCAAAAGCUCGUCCAAGAGCUCAGAAGAGUCCCACAGCAACACAGAACGACGCUCUUCGCAUAGCUCAUGUGAUUCAUCUAGUGGUAGUACCAGCUGUCAAAGUGAUAGCAGUGAUGCGGAAAUUAUUAGACCACUAAGGAAAGAACGCACUGUAAGGAAAAGAAAGCAAAAUGCAUCUCAGUAAUUAAAACACUGUGUUUUUGUUUUUGCUAAGUUGCUGGCUUAGUUACUGCUAAGCUAUAUUGAAAGGCAGCACAUAGUUACCUAUCUUAAAUUACAGUCACCAUAUUUCUAAAAUAUUUUCUCAAUUUUCUUUUUGUAAUUUCUUGACAAACAAAUUUUUAUUAAAAGUCAUGUUAAAUACAAACUUUCUCAUUUUUGAAAAUAAACAUUUAUUUCUUAUUUACAAAUAUAAUUAGUGUUACAAUGGAAUCAACUUUUCAUCUCCCAAACAUGUUUGGCUUUAAAAGGAAGUAAUUCUGUAAAUAUAUUACCUUUAUUUUUAUGAUGUGCCCAAAGACUAAUGUCUUUUGCAUUUAUAUCCUCUACCACUCAUUUGUGUUAUAUUUUGCUGUGAUAUUAGUAUGAAAUAAUUAGUUUAAUCUGAUCAGUAAAAUAGUAAGAAAAAGUUGUAUCACUUGCUUUUGUUAGAAAUUUACUAAUUUUUUAUAUUACUGCAUGUAAUGUUUGUUAUAAUACUUUUUUAUUGUAAUAAUUUUAUGAAAAUGUCUUUUUUUUUAAUAAGAAAAAUAUGUUUGCUUCUUGUAUUUUUGUCACUGUUUUACUGCACAAUAUCUGAACGCUUAAACCACAUGUUACUGUCUUUGUUUAUUUCUUUCGUGUUGAACUAAUCUCUCUAAAAAAUUUAAGUAGUUGUUUCAAAAUUUAAAAUAUGUAUAUAUGUGUAAAUAUUUGUUUUUAUAUUUAAAAUAACUGAAUAAAGAGAAAAAUGUGUGAAAGUAAAUAUAUAAUGACAAAAAAAAAAAAAAAAAGAAAGAAAGAAA